AACCACAAACACCAGGUUAGAUACUUACUACGCUUAACUUCAAUUCACACUCAUACAUACCUCACCCCCCAUUCCCCCCUGAAUCAAGAUAAACACGGGUCUAUGGACAUCAUCAUCGGCAUUCGUGAUUCCAAGGGAAGCAGCGACAGCAGAGCUGCCAGCGGCGGGGGAACCCGAUACAUAGUGCACCACCACCCCGCCGGCAGAGGUUCUCUCCCGGCGUGGGCAUACUUCGUUAUAGUCUUGGGCAUCGUGUGGGUGGUCGCCUUCGUCCUCCUCACCUGGCACUUGUUUCGAAAAGAACGCCUCAACCAAGACAACAACGACGAUGACGAUGACAACGACAGCCGCCCGCCCUCCCGCCCGUCCAAAGCGAGGCUCUUCGGCCGCGCGGCGGGGCGAGCCCUGCUAUACAUGACGGGGAUCCAGGUAUUCGUGUGGGCGAUCGGGAAGACGCGGGCCAGGAAGGCGGACAAAAAGGCCGCCAAAAAGGCCAAAAAGGCCGGGCGGAGGAAUAUGUUGGGAGGCGGGGGCAGCUCCUACGAGAAAGUCGGAGACGACGACGAGGAAAGGGGGUUGGUUAGUAAAGAAGGAGACGAGCAGCGGGUACUGGUAACGCCGCCGCCGACGACUCGUUUACCCGAAGCUCCGCCUGCUUAUUAUUACAACGACAAUGUUCGCUGAAAGGGAAAAAGUUUUGUUUUGGAUGGAUUCGUUUUUGAUAGAUUAACUAGUAGAUACCUACCAAGGUAUGUAACUAGGUACGUAUGUCUCUAGGAAAAAGUCACAAAGAUCACAUCACAGAUGCUAUGC
This is a messenger RNA of Daldinia caldariorum, 813 nucleotides long. RefSeq lists its product as uncharacterized. The transcript has 2 exons. The coding region runs from base 103 to 684 and encodes 193 amino acids. The record is from RefSeq and is a predicted model, not a curated record. NCBI's taxonomy places the organism in Eukaryota, Fungi, Ascomycota, Sordariomycetes, Xylariales, Hypoxylaceae.